Fomitiporia mediterranea MF3/22 is the source of this 1674-nucleotide messenger RNA. RefSeq lists its product as uncharacterized. NCBI's taxonomy places the organism in Eukaryota, Fungi, Basidiomycota, Agaricomycetes, Hymenochaetales, Hymenochaetaceae. The record is from RefSeq and is a predicted model, not a curated record. Bases 1 to 1542 code for a protein of 513 amino acids. The transcript has 6 exons. Gene Ontology annotation, biological process: DNA repair; mitotic intra-S DNA damage checkpoint signaling; cellular response to ionizing radiation. Gene Ontology annotation, cellular component: checkpoint clamp complex.
AUGCAAGUAACGCUAGACGCAAGGGCUCUCAAACCAUUCACGCGAGCUAUAACAUGUAUUUCGAAAUAUGGAGACGAGAUGAUCAUCCACGCUGGACAGGACGGACUCGUGCUAUCAGCGCUAAAUCUCCCAAAGACGGCAUAUUGUAGCUUCACCUAUAGGAAAAACUUCUUUCUACGAUAUGUUGUUUCGGUAUCAGGCCAGUCGAAUAAUGCGGGACCUUCGCGGAGUAAUGGUCAAGUACAAGCGGACGGAGGACCAGGUGCGAAGUGGAUGUUACAGACUAAGGCUCUGCUGUCGAUAUUAAAACAUCGGAACACGGACAAGACAGCAGAGAAAUGCGAUCUAAUAAUAAUCGACGGACCCCAAUCGCCAGAUUCUGGUAUAGGUGAAAGCGCGGACUCAUUCGAAAGUCGGUUCAUCGUUCGAUUACAUUGCAAACACGGGAUAGUCAAGACACACAAAUUACUACUUAAUUCUCCCAUGAGCGAUGAGGCGCCGUUAAUACCGAGCAGUCAAGAAGAGAGUCGAAUCCUUGUACAGGCACACGCUAUAAAGGAGAUUAUAGAUCAUUUUCCAGGUGGAAAGAGCGCGAGGAGUGACCCGGAGCUUGUUUGGAGGUUUGAGGAAGAUGAAGUGAAGGUUAGGAGUAUGGAGAAGGGUAUUGACGCGAAAGGCAAAUCACAGCUUGCGACGGAAUUGACGCUCGGAGCUGACGAGUUUGAUUACUAUAACGUCCCCACUGCCCCACUUACACUGGGCUUCUUCCUCCGAGAAUUCAAUGCAAUUAUCACGCUAGCGGACGCUUUGAACACGCCCAUUGAUUUCCGAUUUACCACUUCCAUACAACCAGUAUGCAUCAGCGCGGAAGCAGAUGGAUGUAAUAUGCUCUUUAUCAUCGCCACUAACCCUGCCCGAGCCGAGGACUCAAAUCAACAGCAGGCGCGUCUAAAGAGAAGUCAGACAAAUGGCAGUAGUCGCUCAGUGUCGGGCGUUCCAAGCGCGAGAAAACGUGGGCUUGAAGAGGAUACAACUACAAACAGCUCCGCACGAAUGCGCACCACGCCUCGGUCAUCUAUUGUGCAACAAAAUGGGAACGCAUCGCAGCGUGCACUUAGCACCUCUGCUCCUCGCGGCUCUGCCAACGGAGACAUUGAUUUCCAUAAUGGUACUGAAGCAGACAAUAACGCUCUAUAUGACCCUGGACUAGAACAAUCACAGCCACUUUUUCUUGCCUCUCAGCUUUCUGCUGCAGACAUCGAAGCGAUCCGCGAGUCAGGGCUUGGAAUCGAAGACAUGGAUGCCGAGGAAUUUGCGGCCAUGCUCGAUAGCGAGGGCGUAGAAGUUGUUGUGGAGAAGUCCGCUCCGACGGCUCUGGAUGCGGACAACACGGGAGAUCAGAUGGAGGUCGGCAGUGAGCGUGCCAAGGAUGAACUAGACCACGACGACCCAGACGAGGAUAUCGGAAUGGGACCGACACAGCUUGAGACUGGAGCAAGUUUGUCUUCAGAGAAGACUUUCCGCCCCUUGUUUGAGGAUUAAUCGAACGCUUCGCACAUUUAGCUUCCCACUUAGACCUGUAGCUUUAUCCAAUGCUGUGUAUCCUACGCUGUUUUUUUUCGCAACAUUUGGUAGAAUUUUCACCGGGUCUCUAAUAUGUACCAUUCCUUUCAG